ACGAUAGCGUGCAAACGAGAACAACGCAGGUUACGAUCCCACACGAAUUCUCCCGAACGAACGAAAGAACUAACAUUAAACGACAGCUGUUGCGCCAUUACUGAAUUUUCGUGUUCUUCCAACAAGAAUCAAGUUUAUACGUGUUUCCUUUGUUAUUAUUUUUAUAUAUUAUAAAUUUCUUCGUUUUAUCGACGAGGUUUUAUCAAUACACAAUGAAGCGUACUGUUCUUGGGUUCUCUUUUAUCACACUAUGGUUAUUCGUAAUUAGUGAACGAAUUCAAGAGGCUAUCACGUCCCCUUCAAUUUUUGGAGAAUAACAUUUUUACAGAUGAUAAUAUAAUCUCAAUAUCGUUAUUGAAUUAUCGAAAAAACGAAGCUGUUAAAGAAAGGAUAAAGUUAGCUCCUACAAACAAUUACAUGAUAAAUAUUACCGCUAUACCGCCUACCAUUUCAUUUCUUAUCUUUCAAGUUCAUACAUAUCAAUAUAAUAUUACUCUUUCGUAUGACAAAUUAAAUCUUAAUAAGGUAUCAAACAGAAGUCUAUUUGGAUCUAACGUCGGUUUAUAUAUCGUACCAAAGAAGAAGGAAACGACGUUUUUCAUAAGAAAUAACAACGUUCGACAUGUCGAAACUCUAUUAGCGGUCGUUCCUUAUUUGAAGCAAGCACCAGUACCAGGCGGCUGUAACAUGGAAUUCAAUAUCGAAGUAGCGCCAUAUCAAAAGCUAUUCGUAAACGAUUCGAUCGUUAUCCUGGAUUCACAACCUGCCUCUUUACCACUCACGAGCAACGAAACUCAGAGAAGCUGUAUUUUUGCAGAAACAUAUCGCCUUUUUCUAACAAAACAGGACUAUUCUGUAGAGAGUUACUUCAAUGCUAUUAGCAGUAUGCUCACUGUCACGGAUAUUCUUCGUAAUGGUGAAAAGAUACCGGCACCGACCAUAAAUCCGUUAAGAAGGAUCAACAACCUUUAUUAUGGAAUUGGGACCGUCUACGCGGCUAUAGCUACUUAUGGAAAUGAUUCCUCGGCUUAUGUACCAACUUUCACCUAUGGAUUCAACUAUGUUCUUCAUCCAGAAGAUGAUAAAUUUUUAAAUGAUACGCUAUCAAAGUUAUUGUGCAUUUUAAUGUGUAUCGUUGGCUCCUUAUGCGUCUUACAAGGACAUAAAUAUCCCGAAAUGGAGUUCGUCGUGUACACAACAUUCUUUGGUGGCAUUAUCAGUUACAUCGUAGUUAAAUCUUUCGCAACUUACGACGUCAGAACAAAUAUUAUAUUGAGCUUAAUCGGAAGUUUCCUUUUUCUCCUCGUGGGCGUUAUUUCCUGUUUUACCAAAAAAUACAUAAACGUUCUCUUUUCCAUACUUUUUUUCGGAUUUCUCUGCAGCUCGAUCUUCUAUUUCAAUGUAAAAGACUCUCCAGCAAUUUUGGAGAACGACUGGUUGUUUUGGCCGAUUUAUUUGUUCAUCGCGCUCAUCGUCACGAUUAUUCUAAUCGCAAUGCCCUGCUUUGCUCUUACUCUGACAUGCGCUGUUCUCGGAGGAUUCACAGUGGUCUUAUCGAUCGCUUAUUUUGCGAACUCAAAUUUGGUCUACAUCAUUAUCAACGUUAUCAGGCGCCUGACUGUAUCUUGGUUCAAUUAUGCGAUCGUUAGUUUUCCGUUACAGAGCAAAGAUAUGAUCUUGAUCGUGUUUUGGGUUUUUCUGGCCAUAGUUCGUAUCCACAGUGAGGGCGUUUUUAGAGAUUUUUUCAACAAUUUGUACUGGAAAGUGUGUCGACGUGAUUUUAAAAAUAUUGAAUCGGAUAAGGCAUUCGAAGAUAUACCACUUUAUAAAUAUAGAGUAUUAGACUAUUUCAACUAGAGAAAGCGAAAAGCAAGUUGCCAUUGACUUUCCUAUCAUUUGUUUUUAUUUUUAUUCCUAAGGUAAAUCAAGUUGUUUCCGUCGUCGUUAGAUACGUUAUGUUACUUAGAAAGAUAGUUAUAGAUUUUUCCUACAUUUUCUAGUACAUGUACAAAUCUAUCAGUGAUUUAUGUUUUAGAUUUUUUACGAAUAGAAAAAAAAGAAUUAUAUGCCUGCUUAUUUAUUUUGAUUAGUUACUCGUUAAAUAUAUUUAGUUUUAUAAUUUCGUUUAGGUUUCUUAUUAACGAAAUAUGAUAUUGUACCACUUACCUAGAAUUUUACAUUGAAAGGUUAAUGUGAUAAACGAUCGUGGUGCAAAAUAUGUAAUUAUGUUAUCGCAAUAUAUUCGUAUCAAAAAGGAUGAUAUCGCAAACGAAUGCGAUCAAAACUAACAUAUAUGUUCAUGUCAUUAACGCGUACUCACUUCGAUAUUCACAGUCCUCUCUUCCUUGUUCCAACAAGUGCACUCGAAAGUUUGCAAUCUAUACAUAUGCUUUAAUGCAAUGAUGUGGGUAAAGAAUGUGACUCUGUUAGGAUUAAAAUGAAAUAACAUUUAUUGGAAUCGAGACAGUGACAGCUAACAAUGGUUCUAAUUUCCUACUACUUACAAUCUUAAAGGUAAUCACAGCAACAAUAUUAUCUCAUUAUUCACAACACUUACAUUGGAUUACGGUCGUAUUAAUAUAUAUGCAUAUACGUACGUAAUAUUUUAUAUACAUUUUUAUUAUUUCUCAUUAAUAAAUUUGCUUAUACUCGUACACUGUAUUCAUUACUAGUAUCAUUAUUACAGAUAAGAGAAGUGUUACGUGACCACUUCCACGUCAUGUUUAUUUAAAUUACUUGCUGAUAAUCGUGGGAAAGAGAUAAUAAUGCCGUUCGAUUGGAUAUUAAAAAAGAAAGAAUAUAAAAAUAAUCGAGUUACGAACUGAAAUAAUAGAAUAUUCUACUCUGCCCUAUUAGAGCGAUUAGUGAGAAGUUUACGAUAAUAAUCCGUGCAGAGAGCGAGCAAACGAGAACAAUUCGAGGUUUCUCCCGGACAUAGAUAAAGACGCAGAAGUGGUACUUACAUAGUGAAAUCAAAACGUACGUAGAUGUCUCGAAACGAUCGGCAAAAUCGAUAAGGGACCUCGACUUGAAGAUUUUCGAACGUUUUAUUUUGAAAAAGAUGACGAAUGAACGAAAUGUAAAAGUAUCGUAAAAAGUAACGACCGACAAAUUCUAUCUACGAAUCUACGAUCUGUGCUCGCUUCUGUCCCUGCUUCUAUCCUUUUUAAUUUCAUUUUUUUUCCAAAAAUAUAAAUUUACUAGAGAGAUAAUGUACAUUAUGAUUCCACGGUCGAGCGUAUUAAACGCGUCGCGUAAUAAAAGCGCUUGAUGAUCGAAAGAGAAAGAGAAAAGUUUGCGAAUCUACGAGAAAAUAUCGUUCGAUUCGUUUCCUCUACACUUUUUACGGAACUCGAUGGAGUAGAUAGAGAAAGGUAAUGGGGAAUGGUCGCGAUGGCGAUGAUGAAUAGGACAAACGUUAUUAUGUUUGACAUGUCGUUAACUUUUUAACACAAACGUAUAGGUAUUCUUUGUGAUUAAUUAUUGACCGUAUGACAAAUUGUAAGUGCUUGUUUGCUAUAUUUAUUACAAAGUUCGAUUCGUCGUAGCCCAUCCCAGACGUUUUUGGCGAGAACUCGCGGCUUUGUUUCUCGGUACGCGAUCGUCGACAAUCGAGAGAGCUUUCGUGCAAAUCGUUGGGGGGAAAAGGGAAGAAGGAGCGAAAGGGAGAGAGAAACGAGAGCAGUCUGGAUCGUUUAAAAUUCGAAAUAAAUGCGUCGUCGGUGACUCGUCGGCUUUUACACAGCUUCCACAUCGGACUCGGAGAUCGAUGGACUAAUUAUUCAGCGCGUGGCACUCAAUUAGCAAAAAAACGCGUUGUUUCGUUCUGCUUUGUGCAUCAUUAAAAACAUUCGGUCGAAUCAACCACGUCGCAUCCAUCGUCACGAAUCUCCAACGGAAGUUACAGGUGGUUGCCGGAUAGGACGACAUAUUUAUUUUUGCUCGCGCGCGCAAUAGAAUUUCACUUUCCCGUUGAAUAUUUAAACCGGACUGUGCGGUGAAUUAGAAAAUGCGAUCGAACGAUGGAUUUCGACUUCGUGGAAGGAAGCUUCUUUCUUUAAAGCGUGCACGAUUGAACUCCGUGAUUGUGACGUUAAUUAAAAGAAAAUGACCCGCGCGAAUUUGUUCGCCGGUGCGGAAAUCAAUAUCGUUCCGAGAUCCUUUUACGAAAUUUUCGGAAUUUUCCGUUCGGAUACGCUUCGACGAUCACAAGAGAACGACGAUGAUCGCGCGUACGAUUUUAAGCCACGGUUCUUAACGUCUGAAUUUAUAGCGACGAUCGAAGUUUCAUAUAUUUUUGUUCUUUCUUCUUCAUUCGUUCGUUUCUCUUAACUACAACGUAUAUACAGUAUGCCGUAUGAUUAUCGCUAAUUUACAUGUCUACGAUCUACCGAGAGUAACAAAUGCUAUUUUACAAUCAGCUUUAUACAAGAAAAAGAAGAGUAAGGAUUAAGGGUUUAGGUAAGAGGAAGAAGAUGUAAUUUGUCAAAGGAAAAACGGAAAACGAGAAGAAAGAUCGACUAUCAAAAUCCGAUGCGAAUGUCGAGCAUUGUUUCCAAUCGUUAUUUCGAAAAUUAAUGCUUCGAGGAUCUUUCUCUCGCAGAAUUUCGACAUCGAUUCUCUAAACCGUUUCACGAAUUUUAUAAAGCUACAAAUUUGUGGAUUCCUCUUAUUAAAUAAGAUAGCUCGAACGAAACGAUCGAGCUAUCGAUUGGAUUUCUACGAAUGAUCGGUAACAUCGAGUGUUUUCGAGUCGGAGAAAACAAAAAUUUACGAUCUGAAAACGCAUAUGUACGUUAAUUCGUUUUUCUUGGUUCUGCGUUUCGUUAAGAAGAAAAAAAGAGAAAAAAAAGAGAGAGU
Molecule: messenger RNA, 4860 nt
Organism: Vespula vulgaris
Lineage: Eukaryota; Metazoa; Arthropoda; Insecta; Hymenoptera; Vespidae
Product: transmembrane 7 superfamily member 3-like
Exons: 8
Coding region: 418-1857 (479 amino acids)
Source: RefSeq, a predicted model, not a curated record